GAUGGAUGACUUCACCGCUCUGCCUGGGUUUCCUUUAUGAUCUCGGGAUCUCCCACAUCUCUCGCCAGACAUCAGCCAGCAGCACAACUGAACGCAGCUCCCUCUUUGCCUUCCUCUCUCCCUCUCUCUCUCUCUAUCUGUCUCUCUCUCUCUCUCCCCCUUCACGCACAGACACCAUCUCUGACUGCAGCUGCACCGCAUCCAGAGACCUCAACGCACCGGCUCUCACUCUCAGAGAAGAAACCCCCCUUUGCGGGAGACACACGGCUGCAACUUGUGCGAACUGGGAUCUAAAUCUCCCGAGGAAGGAAGACUACUCUGCGUUGCUUGUUUUCUUUUCCACGCGUGUCGCUCUUCUUGUACGUGUCGCGAUGUCCGAAGUGCUGCCAUACAACGAGGGUAAAAUGAGCGGCUACGGGGCGGACAGCGAGGUCAACCAGAUGUCCUUUAGCUGCGGACUGCAGGACACAAGCGCCUUCUUCGCUGCGUCGCAGGCGAAAAGACCCCCAAAGCUGGGACAGAUCGGCAGAGCCAAGCACGUGGUCAUCGAGGACGACCGAAUAGACGAGGUCCUGAAGGGAAUGACGGACAAGUCCUCACCUGGCGUUUAAAGCGUCCCCGAUGGCCUUGCAGACUUUUUUAAUUUUCGAUCACCCGAUUUGAAGCACUUGUCGGCUGUGCAUGUUCGAGGAUUGCAGGAGAGCGAGAGAGAGAAGGGGGAAAAAACACGGGCAGCUCUGAGCAAAGGACGGGGAUGAUGAAAGGAGAGUGGAAAAAAAGAAGGGGAAUGGACAAGGCUUGGCGGGGGAGAAAAGGAAGAAAGAGGUGAAGAAAGCCUGGCGGACUCUGGAAGAGGGGGAAAAAUUAAAGACCAAGAUUUAUCGUGGGAUUGCUGGCAAUUCUUCAAAAAGAAUCCCGAUUUUAACUACUGGUGCGCAGCAGGAUGUUGAGAUGGCUGCUGUGUAUCUCAUCCUCUGCUGACUUAAAAUGAUGGAUGAACUUGUCAUUUUCCUUCGCGAUCAUCUCUUUCCGUUUCUUUCUAGAAAUAUUAAAAAGCGCUGUAAGCAACAAAACCCUGCAACUAUAGAGGGCGAAGCUAAAUCCCAGCCCCAUUUCAAUAAGUUGUAUAGUAGGUAAAGCUAUAAGCUCUUAAACGUCCCCCUCCCCCUUCCUUCCUCAGCCCUUUAGGCUUUGUUUUGUUGAUCCAGUCAGCCACGGCGCAUUUUAAGGGAGCUGUCCUUUCAGCACCGAGCCAAUGCAUCCCCUGUUGCUGCUAAUGCUUCUACAAGGAAAAAAAAAAAAAGAACAGAUCAACCAAACCUUAUUAAAUAAAGGAGACUCAUUGUAUGUAUAAAGACAUAUUAUCCGAGGAUGGUGCAAUGUUGAUAUCUUCUGUAGUAGAACCCACCCUUCCCUGUAUGUUUCUGCGUCCAAACAGCAGAGAAACAGGCCACAUUGUUCAUUGGUGAAUGGUGCAGGACGGCACCUCCAUGUAGCUAAUUUACACCUGCACAUAUCUCAUUUUUUUUCUCUUUCAUCUUUAUUUUUAUUUAUUUUUUUUGCAUUUAUUCAGAUAUCUACAGAGGCCGGCAGAAAUGUGGAAAUCCCAGUAAAUGAUUAAAAUGUUAGUCGCGAAAAUGAUGGGGAAAAUGUAGUUUGAAGAUGUAAUUUUGCAAUUACUCAUUUCUUUUUGCCUCCAUCUAUUUUGCAUGAAGUGUCCCAUUCUGGUGCCAACGCAGGCGCCGCAACUCGUAUCCCUAGCAAGCUUCUUUUUACCAACAACAACAAAAAAGUCAUAUUUGUAUUUUUAUAUCUAAAUAUUUGUUAUUUGAAUUAUAUGCUAGUCUAUCGUCUUACGGUUCAUCAACAAUGAUAUUUGUACUUCAGAGAGGGUUUGAUUAAUGGGACUGGGCCUCACACCGGUAAAUCUCAGAGUUUAGUGGACCGGUCUCGUUCUAUAUCAAAGGUCAGGCAUUUUUUUAAAGACUUACUGAAUGUGUCUGGGUUUUUUGCACACAUCAAUGUUAAACUAUUAUUAAGAAAUUGUAUACUGUGAGUUCAGCUUCGUUGAAUUUGUUAGAAAAAUAUGGCAGUUUUAGAGUAUAUUGCACUGUUUACGAGUAUCCACAAAUAACGCGUUGUUAUUUGACCUAUUUUGAACAUGACAAGUUUUUUCUUUUUUUGUUUGCUUUGUUUGACUUAUUUUAUUUUGUACCAUACUUUUCGACAAAUGGUUGGUUGUGCAUGAAACCUUAAUAUUUUCAAAUAUUAAAAAACAUUGUUUUAUGAAGCAAAAAAGCAACAAAAAUGUCAUGACAUUCUAAGAAUGAGUCAUUGUAUAUUAUGAUGCCAUUUUCACUGUAUUUGGUGAAUUAAUAAAUGGUGACAGAAAAUGUUAA
Molecule: messenger RNA, 2399 nt
Organism: Fundulus heteroclitus (mummichog)
Lineage: Eukaryota; Metazoa; Chordata; Actinopteri; Cyprinodontiformes; Fundulidae
Exons: 2
Coding region: 6-611 (201 amino acids)
Biological process (GO): negative regulation of protein kinase activity
Molecular function (GO): calcium-dependent protein kinase inhibitor activity; protein kinase binding
Source: RefSeq, a predicted model, not a curated record